Messenger RNA from Leptosia nina, 504 nucleotides. NCBI's taxonomy places the organism in Eukaryota, Metazoa, Arthropoda, Insecta, Lepidoptera, Pieridae. The record is from the annotation of a GenBank genome assembly.
AUGUCUUUCAACACCGAUAUUUCGACCAAAUUGGAAAACAGCAGGAACAGCUUGCGAAAAAUCGCCAGAAAUGAUAACACUGAGUUCUCCAAGGAGAGCGUUCUCCACGACAUGGAGAAGUUCGUCAAAAUGGUAAAUACCAUGGACGACACUGUGCUCGUCCCCAGCCGGCUUAUGAACCUGCCGCAAGAGGGAGACGAUGACCCGUUCAGCCUAUUUGCUAUGCUAAACGAUUUGAAGACUGAGCUUUUAUGGGCGGGAGCUGAACCCGAGGAGGACCGGGCCAGGCCUAGGGUCUCCGAUAUGAGCGACACCGAGAGUGACGCGUCCAGCGCAGCCGGCGAUUCGGGUAUUGAAGGCGAGGAUGAGAGGGAUUCCGCUGCAAGGGCCGCUGAAGACUGCAGGCGUCAUCUUAGAGGUCUGCGCCGGUGUCUCCGCCAUCUUACCGCAACAGCUGCUCACCUCACAAGAUCCUAUCAAGAAGAGGUCGGAGCCCCCGUCUAA